Molecule: messenger RNA, 859 nt
Organism: Hevea brasiliensis (rubber tree)
Lineage: Eukaryota; Viridiplantae; Streptophyta; Magnoliopsida; Malpighiales; Euphorbiaceae
Product: increased DNA methylation 3
Exons: 3
Coding region: 176-607 (143 amino acids)
Cellular component (GO): nucleus
Source: RefSeq, a predicted model, not a curated record
CAUUGGGCAUAAAACGUCACUCAUGAGCGCAAACGCGAGCCCAAGGCUUCUUGACACGAAAAAACUAUACCCAACUCUGAUUCUCUAGCAGACGCAGAACAGAGCUUAACCGGCGGCCUCUGCUGCGUCGUCGUUUUCCUCUUCCCUGCUUUAUGGUGGUUAUUGAAUUGGCGGCAUGGAUCCACAAAGCCUUGGCAACCAUCCACAACUGAAACCACCAGUAGUAUUAGCUGGAACAGCAAAGGAAGGUGGUGCUGGACCACCUAUUGGUCUAAUUGACAUAGGUGUUAGUGAAGCAGCGUACCUUUUCCGGGUUGCACUGCCUGGCAUCCGGAAGAAUGAAUGUGGGGUAAAAUGCGAGAUCCAACGUGAUGGGACUAUUCAUGUACGAGGAGUAGUAACGCCUGAUGCUGGAUUUUUGAGAGACUCAUUGAAUGUGUUCCAGUUGAGAGUCCAACAACUGAGCCCACCUGGACCAUUUACUAUUUCCUUCAAAUUGCCUGGACCUGUUGACCCUCGACUCUUCUGUCCUAAUUUCCGGGGUGAUGGUAUCCUGGAAGGGAUGGUUAUGAAAGAGAGAGUACCAGUUAUUCAUGUGGAUGGUUGAAUCCUGCCUUCAUGAGUUUUUAUUCAGGAGCUUAAUUGCAUAUAAUCCUAAAUGCAUGUAAAUAUACAAAGACAGGAGAACACAGGUGAAGUUUAUGCUGAAGUAAGGGCAUACUGCGGACUGCCUUGUUGAUGCAUAUUUUCCUUCUUUUUUUUUUUUGGAUAAAUAGUGUUGUUGUGUUUUUAUCCAAUAGAUCUAGGUUUUUCGGUGCAGCUAAUCCUUUUCUUAAUUCCAUUUAACUUAGUUUCUAAA